UGCCCUGAGGUGCUGCGGCGGAGCCGCGGCCCCGAUUCCUCCCCUCACAGCGGCACCAGAUGUCAGGAAUAUUGCCACAUUUGCCCUUCUGUGUCACACCGUGCCGGUAUUUGAGUCAGUGGAGGUGCACUGGGAUUGCAGUUACCUAAAAGUGUGUUUGUUUGUGUUUGUUCUUUCUCUCUAAAAGCAGCUUUGAAGUUUUGCAGGUAGCCCUUAGUUUUUACAGCUUGCCAUAAAGCAUCCAGAGCCAGGACUAAGGAAAUUCAUUGAAUUUAAUAACUUUUCCGUGCUGUGGAGGUUUUCCAUGGCUGUGCAAGGAACUUCUGAGCAGGACUGGAUAUUGCAGAUUUGCCCAGCAUGUCUUCGCUGACAGAGAAGGACAGACCAAUUGUUCAGUUCUUACUCAACACUGGCACUUGCCCACGAUGUGUUUUGAGGUUCUGCUGCGUGGGAUCACAGAUGCUCUACAGACAUCCACACCAGGAUUUGCUGAAGGAUUUGCAGGAAUUUCUGAAGAACAGUCAGGAAAAUGAAGGCACAGUCUGUUUGGAUGUGGCUGACCCACCUUGUAAGAGAAUCAGACUUGAACACAGGGAAGAAGGUGCUGAUGAUGUGAACCACAACGGAGCCAUCCUGCAGCUGCCCUCGGCUGACAGUGGGAAUACUGCCACGGAGAGCUCGUCUGGGAAGGUUUGCAACGUGUGUUUGGGAAUUCUCCAGCAGUUCUGUGAGGCUGACUUUGUAAAAAAGGUGUGCCAAAAAGUUAAUUCUGCUGACUACCAGUUCACCAGUUUUGUAUUUUCUGUGUCACUACCCCCACAGCUGUCUGUCAGGGAGCGUGCUGCUUGGCUGGGGGUGAAGCAGCAGAUGAGAAAUCUGGGCCUUCCCUUGGCAAAGGAUGACAUCGUUCAGCUGAAAGAAGCUUAUAAGUGGAUAAUUCAUCCCCAGUUGUCAGAAGAGUUGGGUGUUCCUGCUGAUGGAAAGAGUCUGUUUGAAGUUAGCGUGGUCUUCACUCACCCAGAAACAGAGGAGGAGUGCCAUUUCCUAGCCACAGCCUGCCCAGACUGUUUCAAACCAGCGAAGAACAAACAGUCUGUUUUCACCAGAAUGGCAGUUAUAAAAGCCCUGGAGAAGAUAAAAGAAGAGGAUUUUCUCAAGCAUUUUCCGUGUCCCCCAAGUUCACCAAAGAACCUCUGUGAUGCUCUGGAAAUUCAGUGCAAUAAUGGUGCAGUUUUUGUGGCUGGAAGAUACAACAAAUACUCCAGGAAUUUACCUCAGACUCCCUGGAUUAUUGAUGGGGAGAGGAAGCUGGAAUCUUCAGUGGAAGAAUUAAUUUCAGAGCAUCUAAUGGCAGAAUUCAAGGCAGACAGCUUUAAUUUCAGUUCCUCUGGAAGAGAAGAUGUGGAUGUAAGGACACUAGGCAAUGGAAGGCCCUUUGCGAUCGAGCUGGUGAAUCCUCGCAGGAUUCAUUUCACCGCGGAGGAGAUGAAGAGGCUGCAGCAGGCAAUUAAUGACUCUUCAGACAAAAUACGGGUUCGAGAUUUACAGCUUGUCACCAGAGAGGCAAUUGGUCGCAUGAAGGAAGGUGAGGAGGAGAAGACAAAGACCUACAGUGCCUUGAUCUGGACAGACAAAGCAAUACAGAGAGAAGACAUCGCGUUUCUAGAUGAUAUCAAGGAGUUGAAGCUGGACCAGAAAACCCCUCUGCGGGUGCUGCACCGGCGGCCGCUGGCCGUGCGCUGCCGGCUCAUCCGCUGCACAAUAUUUGCUUUUAGGUCACAAUUUCACAUUGGAAUUUUCAUUAACUAUCCAGUGUUUUCCAGCUACAUUAAAGAGUUUGUGCAUGGAGACUUUGGGAGAACAAAGCCCAACAUUGGGGCUCUUCUGAACAGAACUGCUGACAUUCUGGAGCUGGAUGUAGAAUCUGUUGAUGUUGACUGGCCUCCAACCCUGGCUGAUUAACUGCUGGAGCUGGGAUGAGGGAGCAGCGGCUCCUUGGCAGCAGCUGGUGACCAGACACUGUGCAGUGUUACAGCCUGGGUGCCAAGGGUGUCCCUGGAACGCUUGGAUCACGUUGAUCUGCCAAAGGAUACCCUGGAGCUCUCAUUUACACACUCUGGACCAGGCAGUGUUGGUUCAAUCUCUAGCCUUACUUUUAUUUCUUCUGUACAUAAAAAGAUUUUGGGGAGCCAAUGUUUAUACCCCCCCCCAGCAAGCCAGACUUUAUUUUCAACUUUUUUUAUAUUGGAUACUACAGCUUUCCUUGUGUGGAUGCAGGUAACACCGAGUUAUCUGAAACCCACUCCCAGCUUUUUCUGAGCAGUUCAUGCAGGAAAUCCCACAAGCCAGGGAGGCUGCAGCCAGUAGGACAGUGCCUGCAGCAAGUUUCCCUGACUGCUUUUUGGUCAGUGGCAGUAGAGAUGAGCAAAUUUGUAUCUCAGAGUGCAUUUCAAAGGGAAAAAAUAGUUUCCAGAGAAAAACUUUGCGCUUAAAACCAAGUUUUUCUCAUUUAAAAACAUUGGGGAUGCUUCCUAGAAACAAGAGGUGAGGCCUCAUCAGCCCUCUUGAGGAGUAGGAAUUCCCCAGUGAGUCACAAUAUAUAAAAAGAUUGGGAACUCCUGGCAGUGGUGCAUGAUGGGAAUCUAAAGAAAAACAGGAAUACCAAGAAUGUCAAAGUGCAGGCAAAAACAAAAGGUACCACAGGAUGCUGGUAACGAGAGAGAGAUAAAAAGCUGUGAUUUAGCAGCAUAAUACAUUUUUUCUUGGACCUCACCUUGGAUGGAUGCCUGGAAGAGUUGAACACAGCCUAGGAACUUGCCUGGAAUAGGGAAGAUCUGAGGUUUUCUUUGGUUAUUUAAAAUUUCUUACUAAGCACCACCUACAUCUUUAGGAAGUAAUUUUUUAUACUUGUGUCACGUUAAUCCCUGAGGGAGGUGCUUCCCUGAAGUACAGAAGAGUGUUUAAACUAGCAACAAGAAAUUAAGGUUUGGAAUUUCAGAGCUCUUUGUUACCAUUUUGGGAAUAAAGAGGGUAACAUUUGCCAAGACAAGCCACUGUCUGGGGACAGGGAGGAUGACUGGGAUGUCUUCCCUUGAAUUCAGUGAUUCUAGAAAAGCUCCAUGACAGUCUGAGCUGGAGGCUCUAAAAGUGUUAAUAAAUACAUUUGUAAGGAACUCCUUUAAGGCUCUGCCUGUGCUGGGCUGUCAAAACUUGUGUCUGUAAUGUAAGUAAUUCAGAAGCUCCUGACUUUCUAACACAAAAAUUUGAUUCAGACAGCAAUAUUAUUUUUGGUUUUAAUAUUAAAGCUCUUAUGAGCAACAGAUACCAUGAGCAAUUCUCAGAUAAUGAUCUGCAGCUAGGAAGGAAAUGUCAUUAAUGAUGGAAAACCAGAGAAACUGAAUUCAGAAAACAAAAUAGAAUUUCUUAUCUGAGUGAUUUCUUAAAGCGCACAUUGAACUAAAAUGUGAUUUAUAAAUUCCAUAAGCUACAAGGGGAAAAAAAAUAUCAACAAGAGUGUUCUUUCUGGACACAACAGGCAUGGGAAGAGCUGUUCCAAGGGGAAAUGGAGCCAAAAGGGGGAGAGGGAAAGAGCUGCUGCAGUAGUGCCAAGGACACACAAGGCUCUUCCCUCUGCAGCUCCUGCUGCACGUGGGGAUCCCAGGCAGAAUCCAGGAAAAACAAGGCCAUAAAGGUGACCCUGGGUGUGCUGAGUCUGAGCUCUUCUCUGGGAAAGGCAGAGAGGAAAAUUCCAAAGUUUUCCCAGGUUUUCCUCCCAAAAUUUUUCUCCCAGUUUUUUUUCUUCCAAAAUUCUCUGUUUUUAUGGUAAAUCUGAAGUAUCUGAAUGGUGGGAUGGAGGCUGAUAUGCUAAUAUCCUUGAGCUCUUGAGGCAGUUCCUGGGCACCAACCAUGUGCAAAUACGAAACUGAGAAAUGUAAUCUGGGGCUCUGAACUCUGUUUCCAGUCCAGUUCCGGGGCCAUCAUGUACUGAACACUGCAGCAAUAAUAUUCAUGUUGUACUUGGGCCUUCACCUGGUUUUCAGGAGUAUUUUUGUGAGUGCUCAAAGUGGGUGUUUUGUGAGAGCCAGAUUUCAUCUUGUAUUUCCUCUAAUGCCUCCCCCUGCAUUUUGGUUUUGCAUCAGCUCAGCUGGGCCUGGAGAAAGCUGUACCAGCAAUGCAGCUCAGCCAAAAGCAUCUGUGCCCUUGGCCCCUCUGCCUAAAAACCCAACAGCUCUGCCACAAAACCUGCUGAGGAAGGUGAGCCCUCACUUGCCUUGAGGUUUUACAGUGGCCACCAGCAACAGGGAACAGAAAAUACCCCAGAAAACCCCAGGAUAAGCAACCAAUAACCUACCUUGUCCCUUUUCCCUGCCUUUCCCGUGCUGAGGGAGGUCAUGAAGCCGAGGAGGUUGCAGAAGCUGAGCUCUUGGUAUAACCAGUUUUUUUUUAAUUACCAAACCAACUCGUUUACAAAGGAAAACAGAACUUUGAAAAUAUUUAAUUAUACAGUAAAAACAAAUUGUACUAUAAAGAGCUUUCUAUGAAGUGAGUAAAAUGUUUACAUUUAAUAUACUUAAAACUGAGAACUUCAAAAAAAAAAAAAACUGAAUAAACAACACGUUUCAAACUUUCUGCCUAUUUUUUUUUGGUCUUUCUAUUGCUUGAGAGUGUGGAGGAGAGGUGCAGAAGGGAGUAAAAACUGCUUUAAAA
Molecule: messenger RNA, 4707 nt
Organism: Cyanistes caeruleus (blue tit)
Lineage: Eukaryota; Metazoa; Chordata; Aves; Passeriformes; Paridae
Source: RefSeq, a predicted model, not a curated record